Ectocarpus siliculosus is the source of this 1899-nucleotide messenger RNA. Lineage: Eukaryota; Phaeophyceae; Ectocarpales; Ectocarpaceae. The record is from the annotation of a GenBank genome assembly.
AUGGACACCCAAGUCGACGACGUGGAUCAAGCGAAACCUUGGACACCCCUGCGACCAUCCGCUCCCGUCUUCACGCCGCGGACACCUCUUCGAGCAUGCGCUCCUGCCUUCACGCCGAGGACACCCCUCCGAGCAUGCGCUCCGGCCUUCACGCCGGCGGCCGCCACUAAGGAAGGAGAGAAGGGAUUCAGGCCGAAGGUGGCCCUUCGUGGAAGCGCGACGGAUUUCGCGCACGCGGCCACCGGCGUGGGGCCUCGUCAGCCGCCGAAGGCCGAGCUACCGGCGAUGGUCGUAGAUGGAGGUGUCCCUCCGCUCCACGUCUCCACGCCCUCACCGAUGCCGACGCCGGUGCCACUGCCGCCGGGCGUUGGAUCACCACGACCACCCCCGCCGCAGCACGUGGACGACUUCAGCAUCGCCCCCGCCACGAAGCCCUCGGCCGCCGCCGUUGCCUCCGGUCAGACCGCCGCACUCGCCGCCCCUCCCUCCGGAAUGGGCCACUACACCGGUCUUCGAGGCGACGGCAACAACCUGUCGAGCCCUCACAGCGACAGUGACCAAGAGCCUGUCAGCGAAGGGGGGUUGGCGAUGUACGGUGGGGACGACGGGCGGUUCGGGUUCAUCACCGAGCUUGCCAGUGCGGGCGGGCGAAUGUCCACCUUUGGCCGACGGCUGGGGCAGGGGGGGUGUGCCGUGGUGGCCAGGCUCGAGAUGCUCAACGCCGAACACCAGAGCCGUGUGGACGAGUACACGGGAGACGCGGGGCUCGUGGUGAAGAUUGUCCCCAUGGACGGCGGUCGUGCCAUGGAGAUGGCGAUGGAGAGGGAGAUUCGAGUGGUGAAGAUGAUCCCUCCGCGAUGCCACGUGAACGUCAUCGACAUCAUGUCCACGAGCAUGGAGAACCUGUGCAUGGUUAUGCCGGCCGCGUUCUGCGACGUCCAGCACCUGCUCGAGGACAAGGCGGUGCUCGAGAUGAUGUCAUUCGCCGACAGGAUGAUGAUGAUGGCAGGGGCGGCUCGCGGGUUGGACUACCUCCACUCUGAGCUGGGCCUGACGCACGGUGACGUCAAGCCGGAAAACUGCCUCUUGACGAAGGGGUUGGUCAUCAAGCUCGCCGACUUCGGGUUGAGCGGCUCGAGCGGAGAGCCCAUCUGUGAGCUCUCCAAGCAGUACGCCGCGCCGGAGGCCGUUGCGGUGUUCUUGCGCCGAGAGAUUCCUCAGAGGGCGAUGCUGCAGCCCUCCCUCGACACCUUCUCGUUGGGAGUGAUGAUGCUUCAGGUCCUCUUCGUCGAGGAGGGGUCGCGGUUCAGUGGCAAGGCUCUGGCUACGCAUGGCUUCACCCCCAAGCACCCGAGCUUCCACUCAGCCGUCCAGAACGCCGCCUACCUGAAGCAGAAGUUCGAAGCAACGGGAACUGGUAUCGACAAGGAGCGGUUCGAGGAUGCUAGCACCGUCGUGCUCGACCUGCACGUGAACUACGCAGCUCAGCCCGCCAAGAUGGGAGACCUCCGCAGGACCAUCCUGAACCCGAGCAAGUGGAACCAGUCGGGGGAACUGCUCUUCCAGGAAGAGGUCACACAAGCGUUCCUGUCGCUGCUGAAUGCGAACCCGCUAAGGCGCCCGAGUCUCGACACCGUGUCCCGGCUCCUCGCAUGCCCGCUCCUGUGGUCGCCUCUGGUGCAACGCGGGGGCGCGGGCGGCGCAAGAAUCAACGACGGCAACGAUGUUUUCCGCCCCCACCUGCCCCAAGAUGUGCGGGAAAUGAUCGACACGACCAUCCGCGAUGGCCUCCUGGCAGACCCGGCACUCAACACAGCUAGAGGGGUGUGGUGGGAGGCGCCGGAGUUCUUGUCGCCGUGGUGGAAGCGACCUCCGAUAAUAAUGUGCAUCGAGCCAUGA